Molecule: messenger RNA, 261 nt
Organism: Bipolaris zeicola 26-R-13
Lineage: Eukaryota; Fungi; Ascomycota; Dothideomycetes; Pleosporales; Pleosporaceae
Exons: 1
Coding region: 1-261 (86 amino acids)
Source: RefSeq, a predicted model, not a curated record
AUGCUUUUUGCAGUGGAUAAUGAGUCGCCUACGCAGAUUAUUUUGCAGGAGAGAGGUGGUGGUAGUGGUGGUGGUGGGGGGAAAGGACAAAGUGCGACGUUGCCGGAGUUGAAGUAUUGGUCUGAUGUCGUGUUUCUGCAGUGGCAAAUUGUUACGGGGAAAAAAGCGAAUUUACAGUUCGUAGUCAGACUCGGGAUUACAAAUCAGGCUACCCUCGAUAUUCUGGAGCAAGUUUUGCGGAAAAAACGGGUAUGUGUAUGA